GUCAUUUCCGACUCCCCCUCCAAUACUUCCUGCAUGUGCCGACAAUAUGGCAGCGUCCAUAGCGAUUCAUCUGGAGUUUGGAGGAGGAGCAGAGCUGCUAUUUAAUGGUGUGAAGAAGCAUCACGUGACUCUUCCAAGCCAGUCAGAACCUUGGGACAUGAAGCAGCUGCUGGUCUGGAUCCAAAGGAACCUGCUGAAGGAACGACCUGAGCUGUUCGUCCAAGGAGACUCUGUGAGGCCUGGGAUCCUGGUACUUAUCAAUGAUGCAGACUGGGAACUGAUGGGGGAACUGGACUAUCAACUACAAGACCAAGACAACGUUGUGUUUAUUUCUACUCUUCAUGGAGGAUAAAAACAUUUUUUUUAAAAAGAAGAAGGCAAGGAUUUUAAAUGUUUCCUAACAGUUCAGCCUUUUCACAACAUCAUCUCUUCUUACUGCCCCACCACCACCACAUCCCAGCAUCACAUCACCCUAUUGGAUGUUGCAGAUGUGUCAACCUGCCCAGCGACAACUGAGAGGAUUGAUGAUGUUUUAUGGGAAUGAGGAGAAAUUCUCAUAUAGAAAGAUGGAAACUGUUAGACUGGUGUAAUGGGAAGCGAUACAAAUCCUGGUUGCACUGGCCAUCUCCCAGGCACCAAUAUCAGUAUCUACACUUACUGGGUCUGCCUUCAUCUCCAUGCAGACACUCUUCCUGCAUGUCUGUCCUGAAGGUUAAAAAUUAGCUGCAAAUCACCACUUUAGGAAAAAAAACCCACACGUUACUCCCUCUUCCAUUAGUGUUUCAGAGCAAUGUAUUAACAUUUAAUAAAUGGUUUAUUACACACUGA
This is a messenger RNA of Maylandia zebra (zebra mbuna), 828 nucleotides long. RefSeq names its product ubiquitin related modifier 1 (gene urm1). Gene Ontology annotation, biological process: tRNA thio-modification. Gene Ontology annotation, cellular component: cytoplasm. Lineage: Eukaryota; Metazoa; Chordata; Actinopteri; Cichliformes; Cichlidae. The record is from RefSeq and is a predicted model, not a curated record.